GUCUCCCCCGCGCCAGGAGAGUUUUGCUGCCGGACGAGAGGCGAGAAAAACGGACGCAUGAGCAUCUGUGCGCGCGGAGCGACGGGCUUCUCUAAUGUGACGUCACCCCGGGCCGUUCGGUGACCGGACGUGGUGCCACCCUGAUCAAACCCCGACUGAGCUCGUGCCUCUAACUGUCUAACAACAAACAUGACGGCCAGCAACGCACCGCGGGACAAAUACCAUGCCGUUUGGAUCAUUUUCUUCAUCAUGGGUUUGGGAACCCUCUUACCCUGGAAUUUCUUUAUGACCGCAACACUAUACUUCACCAGCCGGCUGAGGGAGCCGUCCGCCGCCACGCCCCCCCCGCCGACGGGUAACAUCACCUUGGAUGGCGUAGAGACUCGCAACGUGCUGCAGUCAAAGUUCAACAACGUGAUGACGCUGUGCGCCAUGGUGCCGCUGCUCGUCUUCACCUGCCUCAACUCCUUCAUCCACCAGAGGAUUCCACAGAAGAUUCGGAUCAUCGGCAGCCUCGCUGUCAUCUUCGUGGUUUUCCUGUUGACGGCGGUGUUUGUGAAGGUGGACGUGGCUCCGCUGCCCUUCUUCACCCUCACCAUGCUCAAAAUUAUCUUCAUCAACUCGUUCGGGGCGAUUCUUCAGGGCAGUCUGUUUGGCCUGGCAGGAAUACUGCCCGCCUCCUACACCACCCCCAUCAUGAGCGGACAGGGGCUGGCCGGCACCUUCGCCGCCUUCUCCAUGAUCUGCGCUCUGGCCUCCGGAUCGGACCUGGAGGAUGGAGCUUUUGGUUACUUCAUCACAGCCUGUUUCGUCAUUCUUCUGGCCAUAGGGUCCUACAUCGCUCUCCCCAAGAUGGAGUUCUUCCAGUUCUACAUGGCGAGCCACGGAUCCGCACCCUCUGCUGACGAGGAGAACAAUAUGGACUUACUAAAAAAAGAAAGCGGGGAGAAAAGGCCGGUGGUGAGUCUGGGGGAGGAAGAGGCCCCACCCACCGUGUCGGUGAUAAACAUCUUCAAACAGAUCUGGGUGAUGGCCCUGUCGGUGUGCUUCAUCUUCACCAUCACCAUCGGGACAUUCCCGGCCAUAACCGUGGAUGUGAGGUCGACGGUAGCGGACGGAGGAGCCUGGGAAACGUACUUCAUCCCCGUGUCGUGUUUCCUCCUCUUCAACUUGAUGGACUGGGCCGGCAGGAGCCUGACGGCCGUCUGCAUGUGGCCGGGUAAAGACAGCGUGUGGCUUCCUGUCAUGGUGGGCCUGCGGGUCGUCUUCGUCCCUCUCUUCAUGCUGUGUAACGUCCAGCCUCGUCACUCCCUCCCCGUGUGGUUUGCCCACGACGCCUUGUACAUCAUCUUCAUGAUCGUCUUCGCCUUCUCCAACGGAUACCUGGCCAGCCUCUGCAUGUGCUUCGGACCCAAGAAGGUGCCACCGCAUGAGGCGGAGACGGCGGGGGCCAUCAUGGCCUUCUUCCUGUCCCUCGGCCUGGCGCUGGGCGCCGCGGUGUCCUUUGCUUUCCGGGCCAUGAUCUAAAGUCUCCAGCAGAUGUAGAUUAGACCCCCACAACCCCACCCUGCCUUUUACUUCAGUGGGGACAACAGGUCAGAAGACCGCCGUCCUCCCAAGUGUACAGUAGAGAAUCGUCUCAUCCAGCCACCUCGGACACAUAAGCUGAAACAUGUUACAGAAUAUUUAGUUUUCCUCGAUGCCGUUGAUCAAAACUAGUUGUGUCUGAGGCGUUUUUAUCAAAAACCAAAAGUGUGGAUAAAUCAUUGGUUGACUCGUCGUCUUCCCACCAGGAGCCUCAGUUUUAAAAUACGAUAGAACAAUGUUUCAAUGUAGUGUUAAGUUAUACAUUUCUUACUUUAUUCUUGACAAAUCAUAUUAAGUUGUGUAAAUAGUUUUUUAAAUAAAUGAGGCCCUUCGAUUCCGCCGCUCGACUCACCUACAUGUUUACCGAUCCUUGAAGUUACUCAUUUCACUCUGGACUGUUGCAGCUCUUUAACUCUGAUCAAGCCAAAAACAUUAAAAGACAACACAGGGAAACUGAAGGGAAGUCAUGACCCAUCAAACUGCUAGUUAAUGUGCCGUGUGUGUGAAGUCAUUACGAAACUGUAUAUUCUAAGAAUGUAAAGAGGAAUCCUCAAGACAGGGUUUUAAUAGACGAUCUGGGCCCCUAACUGCUGAAUCUUGAAGCGGGGGGGGUGUCUAGUUUUAGAUGAAGUUGUAUCUGAAAACCGAUUUUCUUGCCAACAUGAAGUUGUUUUCCCAAGUUUCUGCAAUGUAUAAUUGAAAGAAUGAUGUGAGAUUACGCUACGUGUCAUUUAGCUGACGCUUUUAUCCAAAGCGACUUAAGUGCAUUUAAACCACAAGGAUCCAGAUGAGCCAUUUGUAAGAUUAGAAGACUCAUUUGAACAGGUUUUGUAUAAGUAGAUAUUUUUUUAAAUCUUUACCACUUGGCUCUAGCUGAGAUGAAAGCGUCCUGCAGUUAUAUUUUUGAUGCUCUUGUUUAAGUCAUAAUACCAGCUGUGUCCCACGCUUGUUCUUCCGUACUUUGUUUUGGGGGUUGUGGACCAUUUAAAUGUAACCCAUCUUGCAGUUUACAUUGUAAAAUAAAGCUUUUUUUUAAGAAACC
Messenger RNA from Gasterosteus aculeatus aculeatus (three-spined stickleback), 2629 nucleotides. Its product is annotated as equilibrative nucleoside transporter 1. Gene Ontology annotation, cellular component: plasma membrane. NCBI's taxonomy places the organism in Eukaryota, Metazoa, Chordata, Actinopteri, Perciformes, Gasterosteidae. Gene Ontology annotation, biological process: uridine transmembrane transport. The record is from RefSeq and is a predicted model, not a curated record. Gene Ontology annotation, molecular function: nucleoside transmembrane transporter activity.